Molecule: messenger RNA, 4816 nt
Organism: Brassicogethes aeneus
Lineage: Eukaryota; Metazoa; Arthropoda; Insecta; Coleoptera; Nitidulidae
Source: the annotation of a GenBank genome assembly
UGUGUACGUGCGUUCGCGACAGAGUGUGCGACGAGGUAUUUUCGGACCGCCGUCCAUCGCAAUUUAAACGAAUUUUACAUCUCCAAACCGAAUCAGUUUCUGCUGUGUUUCCGUUAAACAAUGUUGUAGUAACCAUGAUAAAACACUGACUUUGUGUGCGUUGAGUUCAAUAGCCGUCAUCCGAAAAUAGAGCAAGACUCCAAAAUGAAUCUGACAUAGUACUGCGUAUCGAAAAUGGUGCUCCUGAAUAUCUGUUUACCCCUGACUAUACUCUCACUGGUCCUGCAAAAUGAAGCGAAAGAAGCGGUUAAAAAACCGCCAGUAAACACCAUCACUAUAGGCACCGUAAACAGUGAAAACAGUGAAGACAUUUUCGACAGCGAUUAUUACGAGACCAAGAGGUCGAGGACCAGGAGGAAAGCCCCAGAUCGGGGGGGUUUUGCCAACAUCAGGAAGAAGCUGAACGAGGAGAAGCGCAGGGAGGAAUUGAUGGCUUCGGACGCGAAUCCCAGGUUGGAGCCCAACUACACAGGGGGGCUUGCAAGACUCAGAGACUUCGAAGGAAUCGACACCGAACAAAAGUACAACAAGAAGCAGGACAAGAUCUACAUUUUGAAGCAGCAGCAACUGCUGCGCGAAAGACUCAGAGACCCAGUGCAAACUGGCGUCGAUUGCGACUUCGAGACCGAGUGCACUUGGACGUGGAGAAAAGACAUCGCCCACGGGUUUUACAUCACCUCCCCUGAUAAGAUACAGCCGGGCGAAACUGGCCCCAAAACUGACGCUACCAACAACACUCAUGGUAGCUUCCUCAUCAUCCGGCUGCCAUUAAAAUCAACCGAAUUCCACCUGACAAGCCCUUCCUUCCAACCGAGCAUCUCAACAUGCAAACUGAGCUUCUGGUUGUAUCAAGAAGGCAUGGAUGGAGGGGAAAUAAAAAUCGUCGGUGACAAAAUCAGCAACCACCUACAGUCCAUCAACAAUCACACUCAGUGGUUGGUGGAGACCAUAGAGGGGAAUGAUUCCAAAAGGUGGAAAUUGUACACAAAGUCUGUCGGAAGGAUAUCGGAAAAUUUCCAGAUUAUCCUGGAAGUGGUACCGGCGACAACAAACUUCAAAUUGGGCGCUACCAUUGGGAUAGACAACCUACAGUUGUCACAUUGCUACAACAAAUUUGAUGGUGUUUGUACACCUUCGCAGUACAAGUGCAAAUCGGUAACACCACACUGCAUAAACGCCACCAGUGUUUGUGACAUCACCAAAGAUUGUGAGCAUGGGGAUGAUGAAUCACAAAGUUGCGAUCAUAUGCCUUUUGGUUCGCGUUGCAACUUCGAGCAGGAUUGGUGCGGUUGGCAUAAUACAGACGUUAAAAUUCUAGAAUGGACAAGACAUAACGGUUCCACCCCCACAAACUUCACAGGCCCCAAUUUCGACCACACCUAUCAGAACGCGUCGGGAAAUUAUCUUUACGUUAACAUGCUUAAGGAAAGAGCCACUAUGGCCAGCAGAGCCAUUUUGAAGAGUAUGGUUUUUAACCCACCCCCUCGAGUCCAUGGAAACAGUUCUUCUGGAUAUUACAACUCUUGUACAAUUCGGAUGUAUAUGCACAAGACAGGCAAGCACAAAAGCGCCCUUCUAAUUCAAGUAACAGAAAUCCAACCCAACGAUAACGUAACCACUGAGUUACUGUGGACAUACAAUGAAGAUCACGGUGAUAGAUGGGUCAGGCAAGUCGUCAUAGUACCGAAUGUUACCCAAAGAUACUUCGUCACUGUAACAGCCAAAAAGGGUUACCGAUACAUCAGCGAUAUAGCUAUAGAUGAUGUGUCCUUGAGCCCUGAAUGUUUCGGGUUGAAUAUUCCGGCUUCGGAGCUAGGAGACUAUAGCUAUUGGAAUCCUGUGGAUUUGGAUGCGGCUAAUAGAGAACCCCACAGGGAUUUUGUAAACGUGACGAGUUAUAAGCUCACAACUUGCAACAACAAGGGUCGAUUCGGUCCGAAUAAAGACCAAUGCCAAAAAGCUUACAAUAGCACCAAUAUAAGUAUAAAGGUGGUGCAUGAAGCUGGUUUGACGGGGGUACAGAAGUGGAUUGUACCUAGUGAUGGAUACUACACGUUUAUUUUGGCAGGAGCUAGCGGUGGUAAGGGUAGUAGUGCUAUGGGUUCAUCCAGAGGUGCUUUAGUUAGAACUGUGCUAGAGUUAAGGAAACACCAAGAAGUAUUUAUUCUUGUUGGGCAGGAGGGAAACAGUGCUUGUUAUAAGAGCCUCGACCGUAGAGGAAACUCAUCCUGUUAUUCCGAUAGAAACAUAACGUCUACAGGGAUAAGAGCUGUUUAUAAUUUGGACAUAAACGACAGUGGUGGAGGAGGAGGGGGAGGAACCUUUAUUUUCUUGAAAAAUCGAAGCAGUCAUAAAAUGCCCCUUGCCAUUGCUGGUGGUGGUGGUGGGUUGGGUUUGGGUCGAUUUAUUGACAAUGGUAAACAACAUGGACAAGACAUAAACACCUCAAGACCACCUGUUACAGGGAAAAUGUAUGGAGUAAAAUCAUCAGGGGCCGGCGGUGGUUGGAGAAUGUUUGAAGGGCUUGUGGACCCGGCCCAUAAACAAAUGAUGGGCAGUUCUUUGACCCAAGGUGGCGGUAUUGGAGGGAAAGCAUGUUACAACUCCACCGAUGAACGUGGAGACGGUGGAUUCGGAGGUGGAGGCGGCGGUUGCAGAUAUGGAGGGGGUGGAGGCGGUUACUCUGGGGGUAAUGCCACAUCCCCGGAAACCACAAACGGCGAAGGCGGUUAUUCCUACCUGGACAUCGCCAGAACGAUUCCCAACCUCUCAGAGGUUUUGUCUGGGUAUAAUGUAGGUCCAGGUUACAUGCUGAUCAUACCAACGAUUCCCGGAUGUAAUUGCGACUACAGAUGUGUGGCUUUGGAUGCUAGAAAAUCCACAGUGGCUUGUAUAUGCCCCAAAAAUUGGAGGCUGGAUGAAGACAAGCAAACAUGCAUCCCACUGCCCAGUGUGGAUGAUUCUUACCCGACGUGGUUCGUCAUUGGCCUCAUAGCAACUAUAAUCUGUCUAUCGCUCGCAUUCGGGAUGGUGUGUUUCAUUCUCUACAACCGGUACCAACACAGGGCCACCGGCAUGCUGCGACGCAAGAUGCUUUCCGGAGCCGAUCUGCAACUCGACAGACUCCGGAUGACCUCGGACAGCAUGAUGACGGAGUACAAUCCCAACUACGAGUUCGGCGGAGUGGUGUACACUCUGAAGGAUCUCAAGGAUAUACCGAGGGAUCAAUUGAGAUUAGUCAAGGCACUUGGUCAAGGAGCUUUCGGAGAAGUCUACCAAGGCUUCUACAGGCAGAGACCGUGCGAUACCGUCGAAAUGCCGGUUGCAGUGAAAACUCUACCGGAAAUGUCGACCUCCCAAGCGGAAAUGGACUUUCUCAUGGAGGCCCUGAUUAUGUCGAAAUUUAACCACCCGAAUAUCGUCCAUUUCAUCGGCGUUUGCUUCGAUAAGCAUCCUAGAUUCAUCGUCUUGGAGCUCCUAAUUGGUGGGGAUUUGAAAAACUUUUUAAGGGAGUCUAGACCUAAACCAGAAAGAGGUACUUCUUUGACGAUGAAAGACUUGGUGCUUAUAGCUGUAGAUGUUGCCAAAGGUUGCAAAUACUUGGAGGAUAACAGAUUCAUACACAGAGACAUAGCGGCCAGAAAUUGCUUGCUUACCACCAAAGGUCCCGGAAGGGUGGUGAAGAUAGCCGACUUCGGCAUGUCCAGAGACGUCUACAGGUCGGAUUAUUAUCGCAAAGGCGGCAAAGCGAUGUUGCCGAUAAAGUGGAUGCCGCCUGAGGCCUUUUUGGACGGGAUAUUCACCAGCAAAACAGACGUUUGGUCUUUUGGAGUUCUUCUAUGGGAGAUUAUGUCCAUGGGCUACAUGCCUUACACGGGCUGCGCCAAUCGGGAAGUGAUGCAACUGGUGACGAGCGGGGGUAGACUGGACCCCCCCACGAACUGCCCAGGACCCAUAUACGGCAUCAUGACGCAGUGCUGGCACCCAGCCCCCGAACAAAGACCAACGUUCUCCACCAUAUUGGAGAGGCUGGGGUACUGCGUGCAAGAUACGCAUGUCAUGACGGCGCCGUUGCCGGUUUUCCACAGGCCUCCUUCGAACGAGAGGGAUACGACGGUUAUGAGACCUGCCAGCUCUGACGAAAACUGUUUACAGGUGGUCCCUUCCUCAUCUGAUUACUUAAUACCGAACCACACCACCCCACCGGGUAACCAAAUUGAGUCAACAUCUUCGGUAGAAAAAUUGCUACCGGACAAUUUAGACAAUUGGGAAACGUCGUUUAUCAUGCCUCACUCUAGAUCAACCCAACCAUUACUAAUGGAUACUGCGAAAGACGAUGAAACGGCCACCUCUGUGGAUAAGCUUCUUACCAUUGACAAUACAACAAACCCUAGAGUGUCACCAAUAUCACCUUCAAAUCAUAUAAUGGGUAACCAUAACAACAACGUCAAAAACGAGAAUAAUGCUUUGAAAUCUGGAAUUUCAUUGGACGCCAGCGCAUUGGUCAAGCAAUCCAUGACACCAACUCAAUAUGCCAAUGUGACUGCAGGAAAAAAUGUAGGAAAUGGUGUCAUUUUGAACGGACCAGUGCAAGAACGAACUCAAAAUUUCUAACCCACCAUAAGAAUUAACUUAAUUGCAAGGUUGUGAUUAAAUAUGAAAUAUUUUGUUUUGGAAUUUACCUAAAGGAAUUUUAAAAACAUUUUUUUAUAUAUAAUAAUAUUCAUAUACAUCUGUGGUUAAGAACUACUAAAAG